CAGCGUUUUGGCCCGUCGGGGUGAAGGCUGGCACCAUGGACGUUAACCAACCCAAGCAGGAGCAUUUGCUGGCUCUGAAAGGUCCUGUUUUCCACUGAUCUUGCAGCACGGGGCAAGCAAGUGCUUAUAAAUAAGAUGUUUCAGUCUAGAUUUGAGAAUCCUAAUCAAGAAACCGUUCCCUUUCUUAAGAAUAACUGGAUUCCUCCUGUACAAGCAUGGAAGUGGUCUUGCAUUAUCGACCAUAUCAGAGAGAUCUAGUAAAACUGCAGAACUUUGCAGAAGCAGCAGUGAAGGAGUUUCCCAUUCGUCGCUUACCAAGAUUUACACCCUGGUUUCCAAAUGAUUUAUACAGACUUCCCCUCAAACCAAAAAAGCAGCCACCUGUUAUUUCUUGUGAGGAAGCAGAAGAAUUGAAACAGCUUUCUACACCUUCAGAAUAUGUUACAGGAGCUCCUGAUUGUGACUGCACAAAAUUCCUCCUUGAGUUUCAGUCUGAUGUGAAACACAGGCAGACUUUAAUACAAGCACAAACUGUUCACAGAUUAAUUAACUUGGAGAAUCAAGGAGACCCACCACCUAAUGGAAAACAAAAAUUGAAAAGGUCUUGGAGUGUCUCUCUCCCUAGUCAUAAGCUUAAGGAAAAGAUUCUUCCUUUAUCUCAAGAACUGCAAAAUAAUUUAGAAAGACUAAAACUGCAUGCAUUUUACAGAGCAAAGUGGAUAAUCGAAGAGUCUAUUUGUAAUAAUCAGAAUUUGGAGGACAUCUGGGUAAAGCUGAAUAGGCUAAUCAAGCAGAAUGAAUUGCCAUCUUGCAACGCUACUAUCCAAAGAUCUGUUGGACAGAUAUGGAUUUUCUGUGAUAUAUUAUACUGUGAAUAUGUUAGAAAUAUUCUUAGGGAAAAGCUAAGCCUUACUGAUAAAAUGAAUUUACUUGUACAUAAAUUUGGAAUUAUAUUUAGUUUGUAAUUAUAAGGUGGAGAUAAAAUUGCGAUCUGAAGUGCUGGAUUUUUUAAGCAGCGUAUGUUAUACAAGCUUUAGAACAGCUGAUGAAUUAACGAAUAGAAAAUUGCUUAAUAUUACUUUGGUACAGUUUUUUUAGCUGUAAUAAGUAUUUAUGAAGAUGAGUAAGUUUCUGCUUGGCUUAGUACUGCAUUUUAUAGGUUUUCUCUACAUUGGUGGUCUAAAGGACAAAAAAUAAAGUAAAAAUUCCAGACUAUCAUGGCAAGCUGUGUCAGAUAAUUUCUGCCAAGCAAAGUACAUCCUCACUGUGCUUCUUGGAAGUUAGGAGAGGGAAGAAUAAUUUUGAGUUGGUAUAAUCACUAUAAAGAUUUGUAAUUAUUUUUGACACUAAGACUUCCAAGAUCUGAUUAUUUUCUGAAAGUAGUGUGUAUGGGUUCUUUAAUGAAGGCGUAGUCUUCACAUGAAAUCAGACUUAUUUCUAUUCAUGUAUAAGCUGCCUUAGUAACAACUUAGCACUUGGUAGUUACCACUUCGGUAAUAAGAUUCUGACCCUCCCUUUCCCUGGAUAUUUCUGGUCUUUUGUCUGUAAUUAUAUUGGGGAACAAGAAAGCACCAACUUCCAGCUACAGGUCAGGAAAUUAAGAAAUGGGACACUUCCAUCUGUGAAAAUCUGUUUAUUGUCAUUGUGGAAGAUAAAGGCCUCUGAGGCUUUAAAUGCAUUUUAUGUUAAUGAAAGGCAGAAUUCAGCAUGACUUUUUUUUCACCUGAAAGAAUAAUUUUAUUCUUUGAAAUAUUUUAUGAAAUAAAUUUAUUUCAAGGCGACACUGUCCCUGUCCAGUUGUGGGGUCAGUAAAACAGUUAAACUGCGAUUAGUGUAACUGCAAGAGUAUGUAUUUCCAUUAGACACCCCUACUAAUUCCAGAUAAUUUUGCUAUAGCUGGAGGUCAAGGUCUGCGACAUCUGGAAGAGGAGGAAAAUAAAUGAAUGGUAUUUGUAGAUUGUUAUCAUUAACACUGAUGGAAUAGAAGUGUACAUAAGCAUAACAUCCCUCUGUGUAAAAACUAAAUAAAAUCCCCCUGGACUCUUACUUACCUUUUUCUUUUGAUGACAUUGUUAUGUCACAAUAAUUACAUUAUUAUAGGCAUUGCAUAUCUUUAUGUAGUUUAAAAUUAAGGAUGUUGCUUAGCGUGGAUCAUUGACAUGUAUUUCUAAACUUUGACUGAAUAGUAAGGCAGUCUUUCAUUGACAUUUGUGUGUUUGUGACAUUUGGUAUUACCACUUAGCAAAAUUGAUGCAAAGUUCUGUCUAGAGUAUCUUCAGGUCAUUAUUAGUUUUGAAGCUUGUAUACCCAAGUCAUUUCACUGAAAUUAUUCUUCUGAUCUUAACACUAACAGUAACAAAGUUUCUUUGUGCAUCAGCAUGUUGAAAGAUAUAAUGGAGUAGAAUGCAGUAUGAUUCAGGUUUUAUUUAAUGUUGUAUUUUGUGUCUAGGAUAGUAGAAGGACAGACAUGAGAGAUUGUCCUGCAACGAAUAUUUUCUAAUAUUAAUUUAGUAGUCCUAUUAAGUAUGAUCAUCUACAUAUCUUAAUUUGUGCUUUGACUUCAUUCCAUGAUAUAUUUAUUUAUCAUGUUAAAUGUGACUCAACUUGAUCUCUUACUGUUCCUUUAGAAACAAGCAGCAAAUACUAGUUUAUAUGGGCUACUGUAAAUUUGAAUAAAAUUAGGUAACCACCCAUAAUACAGUCUCAGUACACUUAUUCAAUUAUACUGACAGAAGAGCUAAACAAACAUCUUGCUAAACAGGACAGGUCGAUGUGACUGUUCAGUGGUAGCUGUCAGCUUUCUGCUGCUUUGGGUUGGCUUGUAUGUGAAUAAAAAUUACAGAAUCAUAGAAUCAGCUAGAUUGGAAAAGACCUUUAAGAUCACUAAGUCUGACCAUUACCUCAGGACUGCUGAGACCACCACUAGACUGUGUCACUGAGGGCCUCAUCUGCACAGUGUUGAAACACUUCAGGACAGUGACUCCACUGCCCUGGGCAGCCCAUUGCAAUGCCUGACCACCCUCUCUGUGAGGAAACUUUUUCUGAUAUCCAGCCUACACCUUCCCACGCAUGCCUUGAGGCACUUAUCUCUUGUCCAGUCACUUGUUAAUUAUGAGAAGAGACUGAUCCUCACUUUGCUACAAUCUCCUGUCAGGUAGUUGUAAGGAGGGCAGUAAGGACCCCCUGAAGUUUCUGUUCUCCAGGCUAAACAACCCUAGUUCCCUCAAGCUGCUCUUCAUCUGACUUACGCUCCAGAUACUUCACCAGCUUCCUUGCCCUUUUCUGGAUGUGCAUCAGCACCUCGAUGUCUUUCUUGCAGUGAAGGGCCCAGAACUGAACACAGGAUUCAAGGUGCACGUUCUUGUAAACCAGUACAGCCCACUACAUCCAAAUGCAUAUCAAAAUAAUUAAAUCACAGGAAUAAAGCAAGAGAGGGCAAUGGCAUCACCAGAGCUCUUGGCUGCCAGAGUGGCUUGGAAUUCGUUAUAUUGAAAAAGACCAGGUGAUCCCAAAAGGUGUUACCCUUUAUCAGACUAAAAUCUGGUGGUUGUGAGUUUUUUUGGUGGAG
Melopsittacus undulatus (budgerigar) is the source of this 3568-nucleotide messenger RNA. It is a transcript of the gene SHLD3, whose product is annotated as shieldin complex subunit 3. The record is from RefSeq and is a predicted model, not a curated record. The coding region runs from base 216 to 965 and encodes 249 amino acids. The transcript is spliced from 2 exons. NCBI's taxonomy places the organism in Eukaryota, Metazoa, Chordata, Aves, Psittaciformes, Psittaculidae. Gene Ontology annotation, biological process: positive regulation of isotype switching; negative regulation of double-strand break repair via homologous recombination; positive regulation of double-strand break repair via nonhomologous end joining.